Molecule: messenger RNA, 3731 nt
Organism: Sus scrofa (pig)
Lineage: Eukaryota; Metazoa; Chordata; Mammalia; Artiodactyla; Suidae
Gene: SRR
Product: serine racemase
Biological process (GO): D-serine biosynthetic process
Cellular component (GO): cytoplasm
Molecular function (GO): L-serine ammonia-lyase activity; serine racemase activity; magnesium ion binding
Source: RefSeq, a predicted model, not a curated record
GGAAAAAGCGGCGGUCGCACGUUCGGUCGCUCCAGCGGGGGAGAGCCAGGCGGCGAGCCGGGGCUGGGCAGGCAGGCGCCGCGCGUGCGCAGAGGUGUGGCCGGGGAAGGUGCGCUGAGGCGAUUUGGAGGCGCAGCGCCCGGGAGUUGAGAUGUACCUGUGACGUAAGGACAUUCCCAGGCUAGGGGUUGAAUCAGAGCUGCAGCUGAAUCCUGUACCACAGCCAUAGCCACACUGGAUCUGAGCUGCAUCUGCAACUUAUGCCACAGCUUGAGGCAAUCACUGGAUCCUUACUGAGCGAGGCCAGGUUUCAAACCAUGUGUGCUCAGUACUGCAUAUCCCUUGCUGAUGUUGAAAAAGCGCACGUCAACAUUCGAGAUUUUAUCCACCUCACACCAGUGCUAACAAGCUCCAUUUUGAAUCAAGUAACAGGGCGCAAUCUUUUCUUCAAAUGUGAACUCUUCCAGAAAACUGGAUCUUUUAAGAUUCGUGGUGCCCUUAAUGCAGUCAGAGGCUUGAUUUCUGCCACUUCAGAAGAGAAGCCCAAAGCAGUUGUUACUCACAGCAGUGGAAACCACGGCCAGGCGCUCUCCUAUGCUGCCAGAUUGGAAGGGAUUCCGGCUUAUAUUGUAGUGCCCCAAACAGCUCCCAACUGUAAAAAAUUGGCAAUACAAGCCUACGGAGCCUCUAUAGUGUACAGUGGAAACAGUGAUGAGUCCAGAGAAAAUGUUGCAAAAAGAAUUGUGGAAGAGACAGAAGGGACCAUGGUACAUCCCAAUCAGGAGCCUGCAGUGAUAGCUGGGCAGGGGACAAUUGCCAUGGAAGUGCUGAACCAGCUCCCCUUGGUAGAUGCACUGGUGGUACCGGUAGGAGGAGGAGGAAUGGCUGCUGGAAUAGCAAUUACAGUGAAGGCUCUGAGACCUAAUGUGAAGGUAUAUGCUGCUGAACCCUUGAAUGCAGAUGACUGCUACCAGUCCAAACUGAGAGGAGAACUGACCCCCAAUCCUCAACCUCCAGACACAAUAGCAGAUGGGGUCAAAUCCAGCAUUGGCCUAAACACCUGGCCUAUCAUAAGGGACCUUGUGGAUGAUGUCUUCACUGUCACAGAGGAUGAAAUUAAGUAUGCAACCCAGCUGGUGUGGGAGAGGAUGAAACUGCUUAUUGAACCUACAGCUGGUGUUGGAGUGGCUGCUGUGCUGUCUCAGCAUUUUCAAACAGUUUCCGCAGAAGUAAAGAACAUUUGCAUUGUGCUCAGUGGUGGAAAUGUAGACUUAACCUCCCUAGCUUGGAUGAGGCAGGCUGAAAAGCCAGCUCCUUAACAUUCUGUUUAAUAUGUGCAAAAGGACAAAAAGGGAUUCAAUGUCUAGAACAGACACCUGGAAAUUCUGUCUCCUGGUCACUGUCAACUUCCUAAUCUUCCCCUCUUAAACACCUGUCAAACUCCUGAUGUAGAAUGACAUUUCAGUAAGAUUUAAUAGUUUUCAGACUAAGUAGGGAUAGAAAAACAUCGAUACUUAACUGAGACACCUUGUUAAGGCUAAGAAAGUCUUCUGCAAAGAGGAGUAGAGACCCCUAAGCCUAUGCAGAAAACAAACUGUCCAGUCACAACCUACGGGCUCCCACCCCCAGAGUGCUAACUGGCAGCAACAAGACAGAAGCCCACAGAAUCCAUUAUUCCAUGUCCUCUUCAGGUACUGUUGAAGAGAUCUCAUUUUUCACCCAAGGUACUGGAUCCGGUACAUAUGGAUCAUAAGUCCAUUUGGGGAAAACUCGUUUAUAGAGGUUCAUCAGUACUGUGUCCUGAGAUUUUAGCUUCCCAUCAAAACUGCACUUCAUGUGGCCAUGAGUACCUAGAAAGAAAACAGAGCUAGUUGGUCAAAUUGAAACAGAACAAUUUUAAAGCAGUGGCCUUUUAACCCAAUCAUCAUUUAGUAGCACUGGGGAAAUCUAAACAAGAUCCCAAAUCCCACAUUCUCUUACCUAAAGGCUCCUUGAUGUAUCCCCUACGUCCCCACUUUGUUCUCAGUUCCACUGGUUUAAACCACAGCACAUCCUCUUAGAAUGAAACACACACAGAAGACCAAGAUGAAACAUUUACCCACAAAAUUAAACCCAACCUCACCCCACAGAGGCAGCUAGACCCCGUCCUUCACACCUACCUCUGCUGAAGAACAUGUAACGCACCACGGCCAUCUUAGUAAAAAUUUUAAAAGGAUGACCACUCAGAACAACUCUCUUGAUGACCAUUCUGUCUGGAUCCACUGACAAUAGAUGGCCUGUGGCAAUGAGACUGUGCAUUCCUAAGGGGCAAAGGCAGAGGGGCAGGAAGUCUAUUAAGUCAAAGCCUUCAUUCAGCGUCCAGUCUAUUUAAAGACCUAUGCAAGAUCUUUGAAAAAUCUUUUUUUUUUUUCCCGUUAAUGGCUAUACUCACAGCAUAUGGAAGUUCCUAGGCCAGGGACUAAAUCCGAGUUGCAGCUACUGUGCCAGGUUGGGUAUGGAACCCAUGCCUCCUCAGCAACCAAAGCUGCUGAAGUCAGAUUCUUAACCUACUGUGCCACAGCAGGAAUCCCCUUUUUCCUUUCCUUCCUUCUUUCUUUUUUAAAAAAUUCAGGACAUCUUAAAGAAGGGAUAUACUAUGCUGCCCUCCUGGGUCCAUGGCAAAGAUGACUACGUGACAUGCCUGCUGAGCCUGUCCUCAGAACCUAGCCUAAAUAUAGCAGCCUCUACCAAUUAGCCAAGGUUUGCAAACAAGAUAAAACCUUAUUUGUCAUCCCUGCCUCAGACCCACUCUGAGGCUGAGAUUCAGACAUUUUGAAAACAACCAUUACCUUGCUCCCAAAUGUAAAUAAAGCAGUUUAAACUUAUUAAGACUUGCAGGCCUAUUUAUCUCUGUGAACUCAACUUACCAUUGCUGUUCUGUUUGAAAAGCAGCACAGAUGCAGGAGGAAAGGUGAUUGGGGCAUAUACUGUCACCACCAGGGCCAUGUCAGCAGUCAAGAAUCUCUGAAAUUUAUGUUUAUCCGCUGCCAUAAUAGAGGUUAAAAAAUAAAAACCAAAAAGUAAUUUGAGAAACAAUAGAUAAUCCAGAGGCCUAUUAUGACUGCAACUCUUAAACCUAAGGCAACUAGUGUUUCUUUAUCCUACAAGUUUUCCAAAUAUCUUCUGGCCUCAAUACAACCGAAAGAUACAACUCAAUCCUAUCAGAGUGAUUUUUCAACUGGAGGCAGAAUCUUGGAGCUUGAACAAAAGUUUUUCAGGUGACUCUGAUACCCAUCACUUCUACCUCAUUUGAGAAUCAGUGCUUUACAGCAAAGCACCCCACUAACUCAACAGCUCUUAGUCUUGAGCAAGGACUGGCAUACAUUUCUAUGAAGUGUCAGAUAGUAAUUAUUUCAGGCUUUGUUCCAACUAUUCAACUCUGUCAUUGUAGCACAAAAAAGCACAGACAAUACAUUUUUAAAAAUUAAAUUUAAAAAUACAACUGGGGAGUUCCCGUCGUGGCGCAGUGGUUAACGAACCCGACUAGGAACCAUGAGGUUGCGGGUUCGAUCCCUACCCUUGCUCAGUGGGUUAACGAUCCGGCGUUGCCGUGAGCUGUGGUGUAGGUUGCAGAUGCGGCUCGGAUCCCGCGUGGCUGUGGCUCUGGCGUAGGCCAGCGGCUACAGCUCUGAUUCGACCCCUAGCCUGGGAACCUCCAUAUGCCGCGGGAGCGGCCCAAGAAAUGGCAAAAA